Beta vulgaris subsp. vulgaris (sugar beet) is the source of this 2728-nucleotide messenger RNA. RefSeq names its product wall-associated receptor kinase-like 2. Lineage: Eukaryota; Viridiplantae; Streptophyta; Magnoliopsida; Caryophyllales; Amaranthaceae. Gene Ontology annotation, molecular function: ATP binding; polysaccharide binding; protein serine/threonine kinase activity. Bases 172 to 2343 code for a protein of 723 amino acids. The record is from RefSeq and is a predicted model, not a curated record. Gene Ontology annotation, biological process: protein phosphorylation; cell surface receptor signaling pathway. The transcript is spliced from 3 exons. Gene Ontology annotation, cellular component: plasma membrane.
UUGACUGAAAUAUAUAUUCACAUCCUAAAAUAUGAAUAUUUACAUAAACAAUAAUAUCUACAUAAAUGCUUGGAUGUUGGAUUCGUUUAUGGAUUUUGCUAUACUAUCAUCAUCUAUAUAAAUGUAUUAAGUAUAUAUGAUGUACACCAAGCCAAAGGCAGCAAAAGAAAUAUGGCAAUUGUAUCAUCUGCAGUUAAGGCAUCAGCAAAUGCUGGAUUGCUGGUAGUAGCAAUAGGAGGGCUAUUAGAAAUCUGGCUGGCUGUCGCAACCCCACGCAUAGCAAAGCCAGGGUGUGAAGAUCGGUGUGGAAAUGUAAGCAUUCCUUAUCCUUUUGGCAUUGGACCUAACUGCUACCACAAUCCUUGGUUCGACGUCGAGUGCUGGCUUGAGUCAGAUGGGUUCCUAAUGAAGUGGACAACUGAACUGGACUUUAUCAUUUCAGGCUCACAAAUAAACUGGGAUCCUGUAAAAGGAGAACGAACAUUUGUUACAACAAAUCCUUGUCAUGGAUUUUGCAUAUCUCGGGAAUCUGAUGACACAUCACAUUUGAUGGAAAAGCCUUCAUAUAAUUUGACAGGAAGCCCGUUUCUGUUCUCAAGGAAGCGCAAUGUUCUACUGGUAUCUGGUUGUGGAGGUGGUGUACUUUUGCGAAAUAAGAAUAUGCAGACAGUGGCUGGAUGUGCAGCAGUUUGCAUAAAUAGAUCAGCACCAGGAAAGGAGUGCUAUGGUGUAGGAUGUUGUCAAACUACGUUUUCAUACUCAAUUGAUUAUUAUGAUUUCGAGUUUGUUAACAUGGCUCUGGCAAGGCCAACCAAUGAUUUAUCCUAUUCCUCACCCUGCACUUAUGCAGUCUUGGUGGAUAGUACUUGGAUCAUCAACAAGAGUAAAGAUAUUAAUUUCUCGAAUUAUGACAAUGAGAUAUGUGGUCAAGGUGAAGCCAAUGUUGUAUUGGAGUGGACUGUGACAGACUUACCCAUCCAAUCACCCAGCUAUGCCAAUUCUAGUUGUGUUUAUAAAACUGCGAGUGUGGAUGAUGCUGGAGGAUAUAUCUGUCGAUGCAGAGAAGAGUUCUUUGAAGGCAAUCCUUAUCUUCCUUAUGGCUGUCAAGUUGUUAGCGAAUGCGAGGACUGUGUACAAGAGUGCAUCUCCCUGGGAAAUCAUACCUUUGGUUGUCCUCAAAAGGCAGAAAAGGUGAACACAACAUCAAUAGCACUUGGACUUGGGCUAGGUAUAAGCUUUGUAGUAUUCCUUGUACUAUUUGGCGUAUAUUGGUUGUACCAUAUGUUAAAACGAAGAAGGAACAUUAGACUCAAAGCUAUGUACUUUGAGAAAAAUGGUGGUUUAUUAUUGAAGCAACAACUGCCUUCUGAAGAAGGUGAUAAUAUUUUCACUUCAGAUGAGCUUGAAAAGGCAACUGACCAGUAUAACGAGGAUCGAGUACUAGGCCAAGGAGGACAAGGUACAGUUUACAAAGGUAUGUUAAGCGAUGGAAAGAUCGUUGCUAUAAAGAAGUCGAAAAUCGUAGAUGAAAGCCAAUUGAGUGUCUUCAUUAACGAAGUUGUGAUUUUAUCACAAAUAAAUCAUAGGAAUGUUGUUAGACUUCUAGGGUGUUGCUUGGAAACAGAGGUUCCUAUGUUGGUUUACGAGUAUGUGCCAAAUGGUACUCUUUCUGAAAGUAUUCAUGGUUUGAAAGAAGACUUCCCAAUCACUUGGGAAAUGCGCUUACAAAUAGGUACAAAUAUAGCGAAUGCUCUUUCAUACUUGCAUUCAUCAUAUUUAAUACCUAUAUAUCAUAGAGACAUCAAAUCUUCCAAUAUCCUUUUAGAUACUAAUUACAGAGCUAAAUUAUCAGAUUUUGGGAUAUCGAAAGCAUUGGGUAUUGAUCAAACACAUAUAACAACUCAGGUUGUUGGUACAUUUGGCUAUUUGGAUCCAGAGUACUUUCAAUCGAACCAGUUCACAGAUAAGAGUGAUGUCUAUAGCUUUGGAGUUGUACUUGUUGAGCUUCUAAGUGGGCAGAAGGCGAUACGUGUGAUUGAUGAUGAAGAAAGAGGUCUUGUAGCAUGGUUUCUUGGACAUAUGGAAGAUUCUUCACUCUAUGACAUAUUAGAUGCUCGGGUUAUAAGAGAAGGUGAAGAAGAUGAGAUAAUGAUGGUUGCUCAUCUCGCGAAAAGGUGUGUGAACUUGGAUGGAAAAAGAAGGCCAACAAUGAAAGAAGUUGCAGCUGAAUUAGAGACUGUAAGGUCAUCUCUGCAACAUGGAUUGACAAGGAACCAGUCGGUCUUAAGCAAUGACUAUGAUCAUGAUCAAUUGCCAUCUCUUUGGAUUGACAGCACUACAUGAUAGAGUAUAAAUCUAUUCAUGGAGCCUCAACCGUCAGCUUAAGCUCUUGAUACCAUGUCAAAGGACCAACUCAACCAAAAAUUUAAGUUGAUAAUUGAAGUUCCAGAAAUAGUUUAAUACUCUAUCAUGUAUUAUGUAGCUUGCAUUCAGUUGAAGUGAAUUAAUACCUAGGAGAUAUGCUCUUUAUUUAUUUUUUUGCAUUAAUGCUUGCAUAGUUGUAUAAUAGUGUAAAAUGAACCUACAUGUUAUCAUUAUAUGAGUUUAUAUACCAAGGAUGUCUUGGCCUAGUGGUUAAGAUUGAGGUGCUGUGAACGAUAGGUCACAGGUUCAAUUCACCCCUCCCCUUCUUUGUACUUUGUACCGCCUUCGUGGCUCAUAUGGAUCA